GUAAAUAAAAAGAUUGGUUUGCAUCGAAUAGAUAUAGUUACAUAUUUCCGGUCAGACUUUCCCGCCCUGAAGCACCAUGGCUGGAAACAGCGAAACGAUCCGUGUGGACAAAGAGUUAGAUCUUUCGAAUGCUGGCCGCGGCGUGUGGCUCGUGAAGGUGCCAAAAUAUAUGGCCAACAAGUGGGAAAAGGCACCCGGCAACAUCGAAGUGGGCAAGCUGAAAAUAUCCAAACAGGCAGGCCAGAAGGCUCAGGUAUCGCUCACACUGUCGGAUGCCGUUAUCAACAUUGACCCGGCCGAUGAAAUUCCGCGCGAUCACCGAUUGGACGUGUCCGUGGUGACGAAGCAGACGCUCGGAGUGUUCUCGCACGCCAUCACCACAAACCGGGACGAUCCGGUGCCGGAGUGUGAGAAGCAGUACAUGGAGGGGCGCAUCGUGCAGAAGCUCGAGUGUCGUCCAUACGCCGACAACUGUUACAUGAAGAUGAAGCUCGAAUCGAUCCGCAAAGCGUCGCAACCGGCCCGGCAAGUGAAAUCGUUGGAGAAGAUCGUGCACAACUACAAACCGGUGUCGGACCACAAGCACAACAUUGAAGACCGCGAGCGGAAGAAGGCGGAGGGUAAGAAGAGUCGCGAAGAUAAGAAUGCGGUGCUGGACAUGCUGUUCAACGCGUUCGAAAAGCAUCAGUACUACAACAUCAAGGACCUGGUGAAACUGACCCGCCAACCGAUCAGCUACCUGAAGGAGAUCCUGAAGGAGGUGUGCGAUUACAACAUGAAAAAUCCACACAAGAACAUGUGGGAACUGAAGAAGGAGUACCGGCACUACAAGGAGGACGACAAAAAGGACACGGACACGGCGAAAGACAUGUCGGACAGUGAUAGCGAUUGAGUCUGUGAUCUUUUACUGGGUUCGUGUCAGCUGCUAUUGUGUAGGGCCUGUAAACUAAGCAAAGAACCUUUAUUCUCCAAUUUUAACAUAAAUAUAUACAAGAAA
This is a messenger RNA of Anopheles cruzii, 997 nucleotides long. RefSeq names its product general transcription factor IIF subunit 2 (gene TfIIFbeta). The record is from RefSeq and is a predicted model, not a curated record. Gene Ontology annotation, biological process: transcription initiation at RNA polymerase II promoter; transcription by RNA polymerase II. The transcript has a single exon. Lineage: Eukaryota; Metazoa; Arthropoda; Insecta; Diptera; Culicidae. Gene Ontology annotation, cellular component: transcription factor TFIIF complex. Bases 77 to 892 code for a protein of 271 amino acids.